CGUUAACAAGUCUCUCACUUCUCCAUUCGCUCUCUCUCCUACCACAGACUACUCUCCUUCACGAAAAGUCGAAAACACAGAGAAUUAAUGGGGAUUUUGAAGGACAACGGUGUCGUUUACGAACCUAUCAACGAAGUUGAUCUUGGCCCUAAUAGCGAUCAACUCUACCUCCAUUCCGAUGUCAAAGCUCCUCGAAUGGCUGGAUUUCUUGCAAAGGUAUUCGUGUGGUUUUUGGAGAUGAAGAUAAUCGGCAAGAUUUUGCUUUACUUUCUGAAGAAGAAUAACCGAAUUCAAAAGUUAGUUUCAUAUGCGGUGUUGGAAGAAUCACCUCUAUACGUUCCUUUACACCCUUAUGAAGAAUUUGAAGAACAAGAAGAAGAAAUUGAAUGUCUAAAUCGUGGUUUGUCAGCAUCAGAACAAGUUCAACAUGCUGUUGAUUGUUUACAGUCUUCAGAUUCUUCUAUACUUGAAGAUUCAAACUUCAGUUUUCGCAGAUGGACGAUUUUGGAUUAUUCUAAAGCUUAUGCAUCACGACAAAUAACUCCUCUUAUGGUUGCAGAGCGAUUAAUAUCAGCAGUCAUGCAGUCUUCUGGUCCAGAAAUGGAUAUGUCAUUCUUUAUUAGUUAUGAUACUCAUGAUAUUCUAAGGCAAGCUACUGAGUCAACUCUACGUUAUCAAAGAGGUGAAGCGAUUUCUGUUCUAGAUGGAGUCCCUAUUGCAGUCAAGGAUGAAAUAGAUUGCAUGCCUUAUCCAACCACAGGAGGUUCAAAGUGGCUACAUAAAGUAAGACCUUGUAAAGAAGAUGCUUGUUGUGUUAUGAGGUUGCGUGCAUGUGGUGCCAUACUUGUUGGAAAAACAAAUAUGCACGAGCUUGGUGCAGGAACCAGUGGGAUAAAUCCUCAUUACGGGACUUCACGAAAUCCAUAUGAUCCCAAACGGAUCUCCGGUGGUUCAUCUAGCGGAUCUGCUGCUGUUGUAUGUGCAGGGCUGUGCCCUGUAGCCCUCGGUGUUGAUGGGGGAGGAUCUGUGAGAAUGCCUGCUGCUCUUUGUGGUGUUAUAGGGUUAAAACCAUCUUUUGGGCGCAUACCACACACAGGGGUUCUACCCUUGAAUUGGACAGUUGGAAUGGUUGGAAUAUUAGCAGGAACAGUUGAGGAUUCUCUUAUUGUUUAUGCAGCCAUCAGUGGUCCAGCUGAAUCACACAAACCAAAAAUUCCUAGAUUGAAUUUGCCAAAGCUGAAUCUUUCUAAUAUGUCUAGUAUCAAGAUGGCUAAAUCUAAUGAGUGGUUCAAUGAUUGUUCGGAUGAUAUUAGAGCUUGUUGUUCACGUGCUUUGGCUAAUCUUCAUAAGUUGUAUGGAUGGGAGACAAUAGAGGUGACUUUACCAGAUAUAGAAGUGAUGCGUUUGGCACAUUAUGUUACUAUUGGUUCAGAAUGUACAGCAUCUAUUGCUCAUCAUUUAGAAAAGAUGGGAAAGUCAGAAUCAGGAUGGGAUGUAAGAGUUGCACUUUCUAUAUAUGGUUCUUUUAACAGUAGGGAUUACUUAAAUGCACAACGAAUCAGAAAUCGUCAAAUGAAGUUCCAUGAAAAGAUUUUCAGCAUGGCUGAUGUCAUUGUUUCACCUAUGGUUGGUGUAACUGCAUAUGAAAUAAAGGAUGAUGUAAGAGACACCGGAGAAUUGGACUACGUUAAUGGAGCUGCACUCGUUCGAUAUUCAAUAGCUGGAAAUUUUCUUGGAUUGCCAGCUGUGACUGUUCCAGUUGGGUACGACAGACUUGGGUUGCCUAUUGGGAUUCAGUUUAUCGGGAAGCCAUGGUCCGAAGCUAAAUUGAUUCAAAUUGCUUAUGCUAUGGAGGCGUUGUGUAAGACUGAAUACAAGAAGCCACAUGUUUUUUAUGAUAUACUAGCACCAAGCUAAUGUCGUUAGAGAUGAUCAAGAUUGAAGAUACAACAACUUCUAUCGUAAAUCAACAAAAUAUUAGUUUUAUAUUUGAUUUAUUGAAUGUGUGCAUGGUCCCUCACCCGAUCGGCCACAUAAAAGUAUGCAAUAGGUUACCAUUUACCU
Molecule: messenger RNA, 2064 nt
Organism: Lactuca virosa
Lineage: Eukaryota; Viridiplantae; Streptophyta; Magnoliopsida; Asterales; Asteraceae
Source: the annotation of a GenBank genome assembly